UAUGUACGCAUUUUUAAAACUGAGAACUCAUCUUCGCAUCAUCAUCAGCUCCUCUAUCCAUCGAUUGGAGAAGAAGGGAUGUUUUGAGAACAAAUAUUCGAGAUGGGUUGUUCUAAUAUAACUCUUUCGUUACCUCUUCUUCACAUCUCUCAGAACCAUGGGGGUGGUGGCGGCGCUGGAGAGGAGCCAAACAUCUUGAUAAAACCAACAAUUCCUUCUUAUAAAUGGCGCUUAGUUAUCUCAUAUGAUGGCACUAAAUUCUCAGGAUGGCAGUAUCAGGAGACAGUGCCAACUGUUCAGUGUAACAUAGAAAAAGCUUUAAUGCGAGCAACAAAGCUAGAGCGCAAGGACCUUUGCUUGGUUGGUGCGAGUAGGACAGACGCUGGUGUUCAUGCAUGGGGUCAGGUGGCACAAUUUCUUACUCCUUUCAACUAUGAAAGCUUGGAUAGCAUUCAUGCGGCAGUCAAUGGUCUUCUUCCAUCUGAUAUUCGUGUGAGAGAGAUUAGUCCUGCUCUGCCUGAAUUUCAUGCUCGUUUUUUCCCAAAGAGCAAAAUUUAUCACUACAAGAUAUAUAAUGAUGCUGUCAUGGACCCACUCCAGCGGCACUUUGCAUACCAUUACACUUACAAACUUAAUGCUGUUGCUAUGAGGGAAGCUGCAAAUCACUUUGUUGGAACACAUGAUUUCUCUGCAUUUGCUAAUGCAUCAAAUAGAGAUGGUGUGGCAAAUCCUGUAAAGCAUAUUUUCCGUUUUGAUGUCAUUGAAAUGGGACCCCUUUUGCAGCUUGAGGUUGAAGGCUCGGGUUUCUUAUACAGACAAGUGCGAAACAUGGUAGCGUUAUUGCUUCAUGUAGGUAGGGAAGCAAUUCCCCCUGAAAUUGUUCUCAAGAUUAUGGCUACUCGAGACCGAAGGGAACUUGCAAAAUACGCUUUGUCUACUCCACCUCAUGGACUGAGUCUUAUGUCUGUUUUGUAUAAUGAAGAGUUGCUAAAGCCUCCCCCAGAUUCUCCACCAACUAGUUUUGGAAGAUAUCAUACAAUAACCCACUGUAAGCUUCCUUUCUAUUGAAGAGACAUACAUGUAAUUUUGCUAGCCCAUGUAUCAUCGCCAACACUUAGAGGAAGUAAUAAUAGUAUAUGAAGUUCAAAUUUUGGAGAAAAAAGAGCAAUAACUUUUAUUGUUUCUUAUAUAACAAACCAUGUGCGAGAGUUGCAAAGUUUCUUAUGAAAUUGUUGAUACUUUAACUUAAAAACUGGAACGAUCCUCAGGUAUGACGAAGCAA
Messenger RNA from Papaver somniferum (opium poppy), 1282 nucleotides. Its product is annotated as tRNA pseudouridine synthase A 1-like. The coding region runs from base 103 to 1068 and encodes 321 amino acids. The record is from RefSeq and is a predicted model, not a curated record. The transcript has 6 exons. Gene Ontology annotation, molecular function: pseudouridine synthase activity; RNA binding. Gene Ontology annotation, biological process: tRNA pseudouridine synthesis. NCBI's taxonomy places the organism in Eukaryota, Viridiplantae, Streptophyta, Magnoliopsida, Ranunculales, Papaveraceae.